This is a messenger RNA of Nilaparvata lugens (brown planthopper), 1267 nucleotides long. Its product is annotated as cathepsin B-like cysteine proteinase 4. The record is from RefSeq and is a predicted model, not a curated record. Gene Ontology annotation, cellular component: lysosome. Gene Ontology annotation, molecular function: cysteine-type endopeptidase activity. NCBI's taxonomy places the organism in Eukaryota, Metazoa, Arthropoda, Insecta, Hemiptera, Delphacidae. The transcript is spliced from 3 exons. Bases 111 to 1061 code for a protein of 316 amino acids.
AGUUUGAGAUCAAACGAGUGAGAUAACAAAAUAUAUCUACGAUAUUUCUCAGCAAUGAAACGUGUUUAAUAAGCUCCAAUCGAAUCGUAUUCAGUAGCAAAUCAUUUACAAUGAAGUUCACUUUGUUAACAAUUUUCGGUUUCUAUUUGCUCAAUAGUUAUACUCUAGCAAGUGAGAGUAUUUUCAUAACCGACGACUUUAUCGAGGAACUCAAAAACGACAAAUCACUCUCCUGGACACCUGGCCGAGUUUUCGAUGAAAAACAGGAUUUUGCGAAUUAUUUCGGCAAAUCGCAAUGCUCCGAAGAGGAUAUUGAGAGUAUUCCGGUCUUGGAGGAUAGUAGAGAAGUGGAGGAGGAUUUGAAAAAGUUGCCGAAAUUUUUCGAUGCCCGUAAAAAAUGGAAAUACUGUCCAUCGAUCCGUCAAAUCAGGGACCAGGCGAAUUGCAAGGCCUACUGGGCUAUGAGUGUUGCUUCUGUACUAUCAGACAGAUAUUGUAUAGCAUCCAAAGGUAAAGUAAAACAGGAGCUGUCAGCCCAAAAUCUGUUGAGCUGUUGUGAGGAGUGCGGAAAUUGCCAGAAAGGAGGUUGCAUAUGCUCCUCAUGGAGGUACGCGGCCACCCAUGGUCUUGUGACGGGCGGAGGGUAUGCCAGCCACAAGGGAUGCUACCCUUACGAGUUCCGACCAUGCGGGGGUCCUCACCAGCCCUCAUGUUCCGAAGACCCCACACCAUCCAAAUGUGAGAGCCAUGCCUGCAAAAACCCUAACUACAAUGUACCCUUCAACAAGGAUCUUCACAAAGCCGAACUCUCCUACCGGCUUCCCAACUCAACACUGGCCAUCAAGAAAGAACUGCUCAGACACGGACCAAUCACAGCGCUCUUCAAGAUCUACAAAGAUUUCCUAACCUAUAAGAGGGGCAUCUACAGAAGAGGCGCCUGCAAGAAAGAGGUCGGGGAAACGACUGUGAAGAUCCUAGGUUGGGGCACCCAUAAAACGGUGGGCGAGUACUGGAUUUUAGCAAUGAUAUACCUCGAUGGUGACACAUACAAUUAUUAUUAGGUUCUAAUAAGUUGAAACUUCGACAUCCAUUUUCUCAAAUUUGACUUGUUCUCUCGCACGCCCUUUUUGCACAGAGCUUCUCAAUUUUAUUUAAUUGUUGAAUACUAUAUUUGUAUUCCUAUUUGUGAAUUUAUUGUCUAUUUAUUUAUUUAAUCAUAAAUAUUUAUUGUUGAUUAACAAUGCAAUAAACAAUUGAUAAAAGAUAA